AUGCUUGCUUUGAUAUUCCUCAUUCCUCUCUGCGUGUCCAUCGCUGCAGCCGCCGCCAUCAAACGUCAGGACGGAGUGAUCUGCGAGACCGUCCACAUUGGCGCCAUUCGUAUCUUCUCGAACGACCAAGCUGCAAGGUAUCUGCCAGACGAUGGCGCCAAUGUGACGUUCUUCACCCCCGAGCCGAGUGAGCCGCCCUUCCUUAUUGAAGGCGGUAACACCGCCCUGUAUGAGUUCCAAGAGUGUACCAGCAGCUUCAUGGGCUAUCCCGGAGUAGUUGUCAACGGAACUACCAUCGUGACCUAUGGCCAUAUCGUGCCGCUGGGGUACGGCGGCUGUCUCACAACCAAUCUGCCGACACUCGUCAACCCUGACGGGAACUACUACACCAUCUUGAACGAGACCUGCUCCACAUCUGACGACGAUUCGCAGCUGUUACAGUACUGGUCUUUGACGUACGGCGACAGGCUCAUGCGGAUCAAUUUCGUGGGCAGAACCGCGGACGGGACGACGUACAAUACUAGUGCUCUGGCUGAGAUGCUACCUCAGCUCGACUUUCUCUCCAACGAGCAGGCUGUUACUAUCGCAGCAUAUACUGAGCCUAGUUUCAUCCUGUACUCACUCCGGUUCACUGAUUAA
Molecule: messenger RNA, 639 nt
Organism: Sparassis crispa
Lineage: Eukaryota; Fungi; Basidiomycota; Agaricomycetes; Polyporales; Sparassidaceae
Exons: 4
Coding region: 1-639 (212 amino acids)
Source: RefSeq, a predicted model, not a curated record